AUGUCGCUUCAAGAUACAAUGGACAGCGGAAACGAGACCGGAGUAAGCAACCCAGCGAGUGACGAAGAGCAAUACUUUGAGAGUGGAUCCGAGCACGAUGACGGCCGAAACGAAGAAACGAACGAAGCACCGCCCAGUAGGAUCAAGGACCAACGGCAGGAAGCGAACGAAAUCGCGAGGCACAAGAGAGACUUCAUUGAUCGAAUUUCCAACAAAAUGAAUGGGGCGAGCAGACGAAGCUCUAUACGACCUAUAAGGAGUACCUCGGCCCAUUGGCAAAACGUUGCCAAUUACCUCUCAGGAGCGCUCAAGAACAUCCUUCACUGGAUGGUUGAGAAUAGUCAAAAGGACCAGGAGCACGCGGGUGCUUGGGCUAUAGGCCGUCUUGCCAGUGAUUACCCCAAACUGCUCGAGGAAGAUAAGGGGGUGGAAGCUCUAUGCACUGCUGUGAGCAACAAGCAUGUCUGGUUUCUGAAAAGAAUCCUCGCGAGCGAUGUUCUGGUAGACACGCUACAGCGGGCCCUAGGUCCUACUGCUUUGGACGGUCAAAUACUAAGUGUCGGAGACAGUAAAUCGAAUUGCAUCAUUGCGGCUGUGAAAGGAGGGCUGGAUUUCGAUGUUACCAUGCAGCUUAUCAAGAUAGCCUCCAGGCACACACUUGAAGCUCACGACAGUCAUGGCAGGACAGCUUUGCACUACGCUGUAGACGGUAAGCGAUGCAAUGCUGGCCAAAUCAAGGUAAUCGAGGCCUUGUUAGAGCGCGGUGAAGGGGCCUUGGAUCAAUACGAUAACAGUGGCAAGUCCGUCUUUGAAUACCAUCUCUCCACGCGGAGAGGGUCGCAUAAAAAGAAGAGCUCGAGUUUCGCCAAAGUGAGCCACCGCACUAGAGGGCUUGAUGAUUCUGGCAGAGCUGGUAGAUCUCUACCCAACAUAGAGCUUGAUAUUGAGAGCAAGCAAAGGGACUAUCAGUCCGUUCUUAGAUUGGAAGAGACCGGGAAAGAGCGUGACCUUCUUUCGCCGGUCAAGGAGAAAGACACCACUUGGACUGACGGUAGUCACAUUCUCCUGAUGGCGAAGCCGAGACGCCGACCAACGUUUCAGCCAGAGGACGCUCUUUCCCGCGCCAGCUCAAGAGCAUGUCAGCCUCUGCCGAACGAGGGCCGUCACCGAUCAGACCAUCGGCGUGCCACAAGCCCAUCAAGGGACACGAAACCGAGCAAGAGCAAGAAGAAAGUCCAAGAUCCAGGCGAUCGGCCCAGCAUCUACUGGGAGAAAGUCGCCGAUUUGCUGAAGCUUCACUUUCUUCGGAGCACCUUUGUUCCCAGCAAGGCCAAUACAGGGUAUCCGAAGCGCAGACACAAUGAUGCAGAGAGGUUCUUGUUUGGGAAUAAUCCUGACAACAAAUCUCUCUGCUUCAGUUUCCCACCGACCGCGCGUAAAUCAGUAACGAUCGACUUUGAAGACUUCAAACAAGGCUACAGCAGCAUGUCGUUUGACAGGACUCUUCAGUACGUGAACUUCGGACGGUUCGACCUUGCUGAGCCGGACAAAGGCCCUCGAAUCGUGCGAAACCGAGCGACCGGAAGAGGUGACCUGGGCAAGUUCUUCGGCUGGCUGCAGGAAAAGCAGGUAAGGUACAUAAUCAAGGUCAUGGUAGCCGAAGACAGCAAGCGGCCACACAGCGACGAGGCAAUCAUCAAAGCGCUCAAGCCUUUCCAAGUGGAGAUACUCGACUGGCAAAAGCUCGACCUGUGCCCCGCUGUUCUGCAGGAAGUGGGUAAAGAUUGGAGCAACCUUCAUGAGAUUCAUCUACGCUGGAGCGGCAGCAACGUUGUCCUCCGGGCUUGGAGUGAGCCAGAGGGGCUGGCGAUGCUGAAACAUCUUACCACUGUCCAUAUCUAUGAAGCCGAGGUGGGUCUAUCCCUUUCAUUUCCUGCAUGGUGA
Aspergillus calidoustus is the source of this 1944-nucleotide messenger RNA. The record is from the annotation of a GenBank genome assembly. Lineage: Eukaryota; Fungi; Ascomycota; Eurotiomycetes; Eurotiales; Aspergillaceae.